AUGGGUCGUCCAAAUCCUAACCAGCCGAAUGAGACACAACCUCCGGUUCAACGUCCACCGGUUCAACCAACGGGUCACCAAAACAGUGGUACAAUGCGUAAGCCGCAAAACGUACCGCCGGUUCAACCAACGGGUUACCAAAACAGUGGUACAAUGCGUAAGCCGCAAAACGUACCGACAGGCAUGCGCAGAGCGAUCAAUAACGCAUCAACAGGCAGACCAGACAAUAACCAAUCACAGAAUCUUUGGAGUUCUGACCUCUUCGACUGCAUGAACGACAGUGAAAAUGCCGUUAUUACAUGUAUAGCUCCAUGUGUUACGUUUGGACAGAUAGCUGAGAUCACUGACGAAGGAGCAACCCCUUGUGCGACUGGUGGGUUGUUGUAUGCAGUGAUAUUUGUAUUCGGAUUCUCGUUCGUCUACUCAUGCAUAUUCCGCGAAAAGAUGAGAAACAAAUACGAGUUACCAGAUGCCCCGGCUCCCGAUUGGAUCACUCACUUAUUUUGUGAGCAAUGUGCGCUUUGUCAAGAGUAUCGUGAACUCAAGCACCGUGGUUUUGACCCCAAUAUUGGGUGGAAUGGGAAUGUGCAAGCACAACAACAAGAGAUGAUGGCUCCUCCGACUAGUCAACGGAUGAGAUGA
Messenger RNA from Arabis nemorensis, 642 nucleotides. The record is from the annotation of a GenBank genome assembly. NCBI's taxonomy places the organism in Eukaryota, Viridiplantae, Streptophyta, Magnoliopsida, Brassicales, Brassicaceae.